Molecule: messenger RNA, 877 nt
Organism: Cuscuta europaea
Lineage: Eukaryota; Viridiplantae; Streptophyta; Magnoliopsida; Solanales; Convolvulaceae
Source: the annotation of a GenBank genome assembly
UAGAAAUUAACUCAUUAAUAAAUCAUCUAUUUUCUUAGCUAUUAGAUGAAGGAUUCGUAAAGUUUUAUAAAAUCAAUAAUAAAGAAAAUAAAAAGGAAUUACAAAAAAAAAUGCUUGUAGAUGGAAAAAAAGGACGGAGUUACUACAAUCCCUGGAUUGAAUCAGAUACAAUUUGAAGGAUUUUGUAGGUUUAUUGAUCAAGGUUUAAUCGAAGAACUUUCUAAGUUUCAAAAAAUUGAAGAUCUCGAUCAAGAAAUUCAGUUUCAUUUAUUUGUGGAAACAUCUCAAUUGGUAGAACCAUUGAUCAAGGAAAGAGAUGCUGUGUAUGACUCACUCACAUAUUCUUCUGAAUUCUAUGUAUUGGCAGGAUUAAUUUGGAAAGCAAGUAAGGAUCAAUCUACACGUAUGCAAGAACAAAUCAUUUUUCUUGGCAGCAUUCCUCUAAUGAAUUCCCUGGGAAGUUUUAUAGUAAAUGGAAUCUAUAGAAUUGUGAUCAAUCAAAUACUACAAAGCCCUGGCAUUUAUUACCGGUCAGAAUUGGACCAUAACGGGAUUUCGGUUUAUACCGGCACAAUAAUAUCAGAUUGGGGAGGAAGAUCAGAAUUAGAAAUUGAUAGAAAAGCAAGAAUAUGGGCUCGUGUGAGUAGGAAAAAAAAAAUAUCGAUUUUAGUGCUAUCAUCAGCUAUGGGAUUAGAUCUAAGAGAAAUUAUAGAAAAUGCCUGUUAUCCUGAAAUUUUUUUAUCUUUUCUUAGUGAUAAGGAUAAAAAAAAAAUUGGUUCAAAAGAAAACGCGAUUCUGGAGUUUUAUAAAAAAUUCGCUUGCGUAGGCGGUGAUCUAUUAGUGUAUGAAUACUUAUGUAAGGAAUUACAAAAAAAAU